AGAAAAAGGGUUUAUUUCGGUGGAAAACUAAAAAUCAUGGGAAGAAAUAUUUUUAUGGAGACUAAGAAGUCCAACGAGUCUGCGAUGAAGGCAAGAGGCCCCGCUCCGUUCCUGGCAAAGACGUAUGCCUUGGUUGAGGAAGGCCAAGGAUCAGCCGCCGGCGAUGGCAAGAAAAUUGUUUCGUGGAAUGCAGAAGGUACAGGGUUUGUGGUAUGGUCUCCGGCCGAGUUCUCGGAUCUCACCUUACCUAGAUAUUUCAAGCACAACAACUUCUCCAGCUUCAUUCGCCAACUAAAUACAUAUCGAAGUCUGAAACUGAAAACUCCUGUUUUCCUGAAGCUGUUCUUGCUCUUCUCUGAAGAAGAAGAAGAAGAAGAAGAAGUCAUUCUCCCCAAAACUAUGAUCUAUACGAAGUUGUUUUCAGAAACCCUAAUCCAAAAUGUGAUUAUCAGCAGAUUUUACUACACUAAUAGGGUCAAUAAAGCCACCCUCUAUUCCAGAAUCAGUCCAUUAGGAAACAAAGACAGUGUCCUACCUGAGCUUGAGGACUGGCUCAAAAAUGGGAACAGGGUUCGGUUCGCUGAGGUUCAACGCAUCAUUCAGGAUCUUCGCAAGAGAAGGCGCUUUUCUCACGCCCUUGAGGUUUCUGAAUGGAUCAAUAAAAAUGGAAUUCGUCCUUUCUUACCAAGUGGACAUGCUGUGCAGUUGGAUCUGAUUGGUAGAGUCCGUGGAUUUCUUUCUGCAGAAAGCUAUUUCAAUGAUUUGAGUGAUGAAGAUAAAACUGACAAGACUUAUGGUGCCCUGCUGAAUUGUUAUGUGCGGCAACGCCAAACUGACAAGUCUGUCUCCCUUUUGUGGAAAAUGAAGGAGUUGGGGUUUGCCUCAUCAGCUCUCACUUAUAAUGAUAUCAUGUGCCUCUAUAUAAAUAUUGGCCAGUAUGAAAAGGUUCCUGGUGUACUGAGUGAGAUGAAGGAAAACAAAGUCUCCCCUGAUAACUUCAGUUACAGAAUCUGCAUCAAUUCCUACGGUGCUAGAUCUGAUCUAGAGGGAGUGGAAAGAAUUUUGAGAGAGAUGGAGAGCCAACUGCACAUUGUCAUGGACUGGAAUACUUACACUGUUGUUGCCAAUUUUUACAUAAAAGCUGGCCUUAACAACAAGGCAGUUGAUGCCCUAAAAGAAUCUGAAGCAAGGCUAGACAGAAAAGAUGGAUCUGGCUAUAAUCAGUUGAUAUCACUUUAUGCUAGCUUAGGGAAUAAGGCUGAGGUCUUGAGAAUAUGGGGUCUACAGAAAAAUGAUUGUAAGAGGCAUAUAAACAGGGAUUUUAUCAUUAUGUUGGAAUCUCUUGUGAAGCUUGGUGAGCUUGAGGAAACUGAGAAAGUGCUGAAGGAGUGGGAGUCCUCAGGUAACUGCUAUGAUUUUCGGAUACCAAAUGUUGUCAUUAUUGGUUAUUCUCAAAAAGGUCUACAUGAGAAGGCAGAAGCAAUGCUUGAGGACUUGACAAAUAAAGGCAAGGCCACCACUCCUAACAGCUGGGGUGUUGUAGCAGCAGGUUAUCUAGAUAAGGGUGAUCUGAAGAAAGCCUUUGAAUGCAUGAAAGCUGCCCUCUCCUUGUGUGUAGAGAACAAAGGAUGGAAACCCAACCAUAGGGUGAUUUCAAGCAUUCUAAGUUGGGUGGGUGAUGAAGGUGGUCCUGAGGAUUUAGAAACCUUUUUGGCAGCAUUAGGGAAUGUCAAUAUUCUGUCGAAGAGAGAAAUGUACCAUGCCUUGAUAAAGGCAAAUAUAAGACAUGGUAGAGGAGUGGAUCAGAUUUUGCACCGCAUGAAAGCUGAUAAAAUCGAGGAAGAUGAAGAAACGAAGCGAAUACUCAGCACCAGGCAGAACUAAAUUCGGAAGAGUGCUCCCUUCUCCGAGUCAAGAUCUUUUAGCAUUUUUGAACAUGCUGCUUUCACUUGAUGUAUCAUGUUCUGUUUCUCCACCCACAUCUUUCCUUUUGAGAUGAAGAAAUUGAUGCUAGAACGUUUUUUAGCUUGAGGCUAGUGGCUUGUUCAUUGAUGUUUCUGCGUAUAUAUUUCUUUU
Messenger RNA from Rubroshorea leprosula, 2076 nucleotides. NCBI's taxonomy places the organism in Eukaryota, Viridiplantae, Streptophyta, Magnoliopsida, Malvales, Dipterocarpaceae. The record is from the annotation of a GenBank genome assembly.